Messenger RNA from Gymnogyps californianus (California condor), 2565 nucleotides. RefSeq names its product armadillo repeat containing 5 (gene ARMC5). The record is from RefSeq and is a predicted model, not a curated record. Gene Ontology annotation, molecular function: protein binding. The transcript has 8 exons. Gene Ontology annotation, cellular component: cytosol. Lineage: Eukaryota; Metazoa; Chordata; Aves; Accipitriformes; Cathartidae. Bases 1 to 2565 code for a protein of 854 amino acids. Gene Ontology annotation, biological process: anatomical structure morphogenesis.
AUGUCGGAGCCGCUGGGCUGGUGCGUGGAGGCGGUGCGGGCGGCGGCCGAGCCGGGGCUGGCCCGGGCGCUGCUGGCGCUGCGGACCCGCCACACCCGGCGGCCGGGAGGCGCCGCUCGGUUCCGGGAGCGGGGCGGGCUGGGGCCGCUGCUGGAGCUGCUGGGGCCCGAGCGGCCCCGCCGCACCCUCGACCUGGCCCUCAGCGUCCUCGGGAACUGCUGCACCGAGCCCGGCUGCCGCCGUCAGGCCCGGCGCCUCGGCGGCGUCCCCCGCCUCGUGGCCCUGCUGUCCUCGCCAGGGCCGGAGAGCGUGCAGAACCGGGUGGCCCGCACCCUUGCCAACCUGGCGCUGGAGCCCGAUGGUGCCCGGGACGUCCUCGACGCUGGUGCCGGCCCCCUCCUGGUGUCCCUGGCCGCCUCCUGCGGCACCCCCGAGUGCCUCCACAGCGCCGCCCGUGCCCUCCGCAUCCUGGGGGCCGCCCCGGCCCCCCGUCGGGCCCUGGGCCGAGCCGGGGCCGUCCGAGCCUUGGCCUCCCGCCUGGCCUCCCUCUCCCCGGCCCACCCCGCCUGCCCGGCUGUUGCCCGAGCCCUGCGGGGUCUCACCGACAGCCCCGGCCCCUCGGCCGACGACGUGGCCCCCGCUUUGCCCGCCUUGGCCGCCCUGGCCGCCCACGCCAAGAGGGACCACCGCCAACCCGCCCUGGGAGCCAUUGCCAACGCCUGCGCCCGCGCCCCGCUCCGACCCGCCCUGGGGGCCGCCGGGGCGGUGGAGGCGGUGACCGAGGAGGUGAGGAGGGCGUUGGCAUCCCCCAACGUCGCCGGCGCCACCGUAGCCGUCCGGGCGCUCUGCCUCCUGUGCCGGGAGGCCGUCAACCGGGCACGGGUACGGGCAGCCGGCGGAUUGGGGCUGCUCCUGCGCCUCCUGGCCGAGCCCCGCGCCCGGCCGUGGCGUCCCCGCGUCCUCCUGGCUUUGGCCGCCUUCGCCUACGACCAGGAGGCGCUGGCGGCCCUGGAGGCCCGGGGCCUCGUCCCGCUGCUCGCCGACGUCCUGCGGGCCCGGGCCGACGAGGAGGAGGAGGACGAGGAGGAAGAGGACGAGGAGGAAGACGAAGAGGAGGAGGAUGAAGCCGCCGCGUCGUGCGAUCUCCCCCGGGAGCUGCCUGGCCCGCCCGGGGCCGGGGCGGCCGCCGGGAGCUUGCGGGGACUCAACUGCCUCCCCGCCGCCCUCCCCCCGUCCUCCACUGCCCCUCCCCACUGCCCCUCGCCCCCCCGCCGCCGCCUGCCCCCCAUGGGGGCCCUGGCCCUGCCCCGAGGGGUGGGCGAGGGGGACCCCUGGCUCCCCGAAGCCCCCGCUCUCCUACUUUUGGGGCGCCUGGCAGCCGCCGACGAGCCCAGCCGAGCCCUGGCCACCGCCCCCGUUGUUUCGGGGCUCCUCCGCUACCUGACGGGGGUCCCUGCCCCGGCCCCCCGGGCUGCCCGGGUGCUGCAGCGCCUGACAGGGCACCCUGCUUUUUUGGGGGCGCUGGUCCGGGCUUACGUCCCUUCCCUGCUCCGCUCCUGGCUGGUCCUCGGCCUCGCCCCACCCCAGGCCGAGGAGCUUUCGCGGCCUGGGGGACCCAGGCGUCCGGCCGCCCCCCCACACCCCCGCCAGGCACGCCUCAAGGAGCUGGGUGAGGGACUCCUGCGCAACCUAGGGGCUGCGGCAGCGGCCCCCUUCGGCGUGGGGCUGCUGACCCACAUGCUGCGCUGCGGGGCCCCCCCGGCCCGCCUGGCCUGUGCCACCGCCCUGCCCCUGCUCGCCAGGCCGGCGUCUCCGGCGCGGGGGCUGCUGUGGGGAGGGGGGGCGGUGGCCCUGCUGCUCUCGGCGACACCCCACGACCUCCUCCUCCUCCCCAACGGCACCCACCCCGGGGUGCCAGUGGCCCGGGCGGCCCUGAGCCAGGGGUCCCCUGUCUUGGGAGCCAUGUUGGGGGGGGCCUUCGCCGAGGCCCGCCAGGCAGCGGUGGCCUUGGGCUGUGCCCCCCGCCACCCUCUCCUCCUCCUCCUCCACUUUGUCCAUGGCUGCCGGGGCCGACCCAGGGACGAGUGUCCCCUCCUGUGUCCCCCUGUGUCCCCCGCUGCCGCCGGUGCUGCCAUUGCCUUGGCCCGCCGUUACCUGGUGGAUGGCUUUGAGGGCGUCGUGGCCGCCGCCGUCACCGCAUCCCCCGGCCAUUUUGGGGGGCCGCCCCACAACGUGGCCCCCCGCUUGGUUCGGGUGGCCCGGCUGGCCCGAUGUCCUCCUCGCCUGGCCCGGGCCUUGAUGGCUGCUGUGGCACCCCGGGGGGCCCAGCCCCACCUUGAUAUGGGGGAGCCGUGGGGCGGGGGCGACCCCCUGCUGCAGCUCCCCGGAGAUGCCAAUGGGGACCUCAGGGACCUGGAGGAUGACUUCGGGGUCCCUUAUGAGGACCUUGGGGACACCCGGGGAGACCUUGGCAACGUGGCGGACCCAUUUGGGGACCCCUCUAUGGAUGUUGGGGGCACCGUAGGUGAAGAUGAGGUGGACAUGGAGGUCAAGGGGCCUCUCUAA